Pogoniulus pusillus (Red-fronted tinkerbird) is the source of this 4753-nucleotide messenger RNA. RefSeq names its product BAG cochaperone 5 (gene BAG5). Gene Ontology annotation, cellular component: cytoplasm; cytosol; nucleus. Gene Ontology annotation, biological process: negative regulation of protein ubiquitination; protein stabilization; regulation of inclusion body assembly. Gene Ontology annotation, molecular function: adenyl-nucleotide exchange factor activity; protein-folding chaperone binding. The coding region runs from base 141 to 1493 and encodes 450 amino acids. The transcript has 2 exons. The record is from RefSeq and is a predicted model, not a curated record. NCBI's taxonomy places the organism in Eukaryota, Metazoa, Chordata, Aves, Piciformes, Lybiidae.
UCCGCCGCCGCCCGGCCGCGGGGCGGGGCUGCCGCGGUUCCCGGCUGCUUGGCCCGUGGCGCAGCCUUGCGCCGGGCCAGCCAGCGGGUGCCUGAGCCGGAGCUGCCGGCAGUUCCUCUGAAACUGGGAGAAAGAAGAGAAUGGAUAUGGGUAACCAACACCCAUCCAUUAAACGGUUGCAUGAAAUACAGAAAGAAGUCAGAGAGAUUGAACAGCAAGUGGCUGUCUUCAGUGGUCUGACUACUGAUCAAGAUUACAAGAAAUUAGAAAGGAGUCUCACGAAACAGCUUUUUGAAAUAGAUUCUGUGGACACCGAAGGAAAGGGGGAUAUUCAGCAAGCCAGAAAGCGAGCUGCUCAGGAAACAGAGAGGCUGCUUAAGGAGCUGGAACAAAACGCAAACCAUCCACGCAGACUGGAAAUAGAGGCUAUAUUCAAGGAGGCACAGUCGCUUGUGGAACGUGAGAUUACACCUUUUUACAAAGGAGGUAACAGUAUAAGUGAUGAAUUUGAAGAAGGUAUCCAGGACAUUAUAUUGAGGCUUACCCAGGUGAAAACUGGAGGGAAAGUUUCUUUGCGUAAAGCAAGAUAUCGCACUCUGACAAAAGUAUGUGCUGUUCAGGAGAUUAUAGAAAGCUGUGUGAAGCAACAGCUGUCCCUGCCACUCUCUAAUGAUGUGCAUCCUUCUGUCUCCAAAAUUAACUCUGUAAUGUGUGAUGUGAACAAAGCAAGAGGAACUCUUAUUGCACUUCUAAUGGGAGUGAGUAGUAAUGAUACCUGCAGGCACCUCUCCUGUGUGCUUACUGGCCUCAUUGCUGAUUUGGAUGCUUUAGAUGUUUGUGGCCGCACAGAAAUAAGGAAUUACAGAAAGGAAGUGGUGGAAGAGAUCAAUAAGUUGCAGAAGUACCUGGACUUGGAAGAAGAAGGAAAUUCUACUCAUGCUUAUGACUUGGCACAAAAUCAGUCCAUUCUGAAAAUAGAAGAGAUACGCAAGAAAAUGAAGGAAGUGAAUUCUUUACUUUUAAAAACAGAGAAUGCUUCUGAUUUGUAUUUGGGAACCAAAGCAGAGUUGCAGGGAUUAAUUUCUCACUUAGAUGAGGUGAGUCCUGGAAAAAAUCCCUGUAUUAGAGAAGCCAGAAGAAGAGCAGUAAUAGAAAUUCAAACUCUUAUAACGUAUAUUGAUUUGAAGGAAGCACUCGAAAAAAGGCAAAUGUAUGCUGAGCAAACUGCUGCCGAACAUCAGUCUCAUAAAGCAGUUUGGAAUGUUCUUGGAAAUUUGUCUCAGAUUCAGCAGGAGGUCAUUUCAUUUGAUGGAAACAGAACAGAUAAAAAUUACAUGAGACUGGAAGAACUUCUUACGAAACAGCUUCUAGCACUUGAUGCUGUUGAUCCACAAGGUGAUGAGAGGUGUAAGGCUGCCAGGAAGCAAGCAGUAAAGCUUGCACAGAAUAUUCUUUACUACCUGGACAUGAAAACAGAUGAAUGGGAAUACUGAAACAGCCAUGGCUUAACACAGAAGAGCAUUUCUUCCUUUGGCACUUUAUUGAGAUCAUUGGCAGUGGUGUGUUCUGUGCUUGCUUAAAUCACAGAGAUUGCAUAAGCAGUUGACUUGGUUAUAUGUCUGCUGUCCUACGCAGUCACCUACUUGCCAUGGCAACUGUCAGUACACCAUCAGCAAUUCUGGUCAUUGCUAUAAGCAAAGAAGUGUGAUUCUCUGAAGGAGUAGUUUAAUACUUGAUCAAAUUGCUGCUUUAUUUUUUUUCCCUUCCUGUUUCUGUUGUAAUACACUCGUUUGGUGAAUGCAUAUUUUUUUCAGAGAUGCAGAAGCUUCCUUAUGGUACAGCACUGGCAAGGCUAUUUAAAGAAGACUGGACAUGAAAAUCGGUACGCAGGCAACAGGCUUCACCCAGCAACUUCACAGCAGACUGGAUGUACUCUUUAACGUGCUGAUACGACAAAACAUUAAGGACAAAAAAACUGUUGGCUUUUGGGUUGCACUUGUUUUAUUCCAUCCCUUGCACCUUUCUGAGUGUUCAGAUUUGUGAGUAAAUGGAGCCAUAGUGACAACUGCAAAUUAGCAUUUACAUAGAGUCAGUUAAGUCUGUUUUUUGUAAUAACUGAGUCUUUUGAUUUGCAAAACCAGGUCUUAUGUUCCUGGAAACUCUUUCAAAUUAAUUGCUUUAAGGUGCUGAGAGUUGGAGAGAAAAAUCUGUGCAUAGGUAACAACCAGGUAAAUGGGAUUUUGAGGAUUUCACCCUGCCAUCUGUAAACCCAUGAAAACUGCACUGAACUUUGUUUAGUGGCUGCUUGGGUGUCUUUUUAAACUCUUGUUAGAUCUGAGCUGACUUAUCUUUGCAUUUGGUGAAAACAGAAACAGAAUUCACUUUGAAGUGAAUGAGCAGCUUGGAAGUAUUUUUGUAAAAUUAGGUAGCUAGCUGUAAAGAUAUCUCUAAUGAUGUAAAUGUCUGUUAGAUAUUUCAUUCUAGUGGCUUCAAACAUGCCCUGGAAAAGACUUGUGGCAAAUGUCUCGCAGCUCACCACUUUGUUGUUUUAGUGACUUCGUAAAUAAGCUCUGGUACUGUUGUAUGCACCUACCGUUUUAUUUGUGGCUGCUAGUGCCAAUCACAUUUCUGCUAUGGCAUGUUUGAAAGCAUGGCAUUAAAGUCAAUUAUAAAGAUAUGUUUAAUUAUGGAUAUUUUGCACUUAGCUCUUUCAUCUUGAAUUAAUGAAUUCUUGUUCUUUAGAUGAUGAUUUGCACCACUUCAAAGAGUAACAACUAUUUGAGAUGUUAAGUAUUUUUAGAUCUAUUUUUGACUGCUUUGAGAAAACAGUACUGUCUGUGAGAGACAAGUGCCUUUAUGAUGCCACUAACUUACACCUUAAUGUGGAGACUUAGGAACUGUGUAUUGGCAGCUUGAUUUGUAAUCUCUGCAAACUGGAUUUCUCACACAUAUAUAAUCCUACUGUAAUAAAUGUCAAAUUACCUUAAUAUGAUAGAUGGCAAGUGUUUCUACAGACUCUUGAUUAUUGAACUUGGGAAACAGGGAUUCUUCUUGCAAAGGAAUGCAUUGAUGUGGACAUGAGGGGAUUUGGGGCAGGUCCUCUGUGCCUAUUGUUACUAGAAGGAGAGAAUGUUUGCUUCAUAACAUGCUCUGAGAUGUUGAUGGAAGGCUGUGUAACUUAUGAGUGUGAAUAGAUUUUGUUUGUGAUUGUACAGGUGAUUGCUUUACAAAAACUGAUCUAUUUCAUCAAUUGAGUGCAGCGUGGAAUGCACAGUUUGGCAGUGAUGCAAUGUUUGUUAAAGGAAUCUCUACUCCUUCAGAGAUAAUAACCCCCUGAAUUUCUCUCUCCUUACUUCUAAAAAUCAUUUUCCCUAGUUAAGAUUCCAUUCUCUGUUUAGACAUCAAUAUUUAGAUGUUAAUAUUCUAACACAGCAUAUUAAUAAUGUUACACACCUGAACGAUUUCACUCAUUUCAAGCUUUUUACACAUUUGAAUUGCAACUUCUGAUUUGCACUUACAUUUUUAGGAAAUAGAAAAAUUUGACAGUAUAAAGAUCUUACAGAUUUUUCUUUAGUAUUACUGUCAGGUCUGCAGUGGUAACUUGUAAUUCAUUUAGGAGUUUAGUGUCCAUGUUCUUUGGAGAUCACAUGAAGCUGUAUAAAUGUUUGAACCUCUCUCACAUAAAGGUGAAUAAGCAUAAUUUAGAUCAGUUCUAUUUUAAGGUUGUAUGUGGCUUAGCUUUUUUGAAUGAACUGUUAGGCCUAUGUCUCUAUGAAGGCAAAUGUGUAAAGUUAGUGUAAUUUUGACUGAGUAGAGUUCAGUAGCAAGCUAUUAUGUGGAUUAAUCUUUUUUUCCCCCCAUUGUUCUAUAGUCUGAUGAAUUGACUAUUUAGAUUUUAUGUUAAAAUUCAAAUCUGGAAUGGGCUUAAGUCUCAGUUUGCAUGAUUUAAAGUAAUAAGCUAAAUACAUUUAACCAAAAUAGAAGGCACAGAUUUCUCAAAAUCUUACUUUUUUGCUGAAGAAUGUCAUUUCUCUGGUUUUUAUAUCCAAAGACUGAGGGGCACUCAAAUUCUCUUUCUGAUAAUGGCAGGCUAAAAGAAUCAGGAAAAUGUAAAUGGACCAAAUUGCAGCAGCCUGCAUUUUAGUACUAUACUGAAAUGUAACAACUUCUCUGCGUGCCGUGUAAUCUACCUUAGAGCAAAAAAAGUGAUUGGAUAUUUGGGAGAGAGGUAAUCCUACGUCAUCAUUCCUGUUUGUUAACUGGGGGGGGUGGGGUGGUUGUUAAACUAGUUUUCUUUAAUUAUUUCAGUGUUUAAUUUUGUUGCUCACUGCUCUGUCUGUUACCAGUUUGGAAGAGAUUUUUGUUAGGUAUGAUUCCUACUUUUUCAACUUAACAGAAAUUCGUGUAUGUAUUCCUUAAUGGUGUAUAUGUCUUGAUUUAUUGCUGUGUAGGAUAUGGCAUUCAGAUGUAAAAAUUCAAGAUUAAAUAUUGCAGUGGUUUAGUCUUGAUUAUUAAUAAAAAUACAUCAGCACCUUUUAGUAGGUAUUCAUUUGAAUGUUAUGCCCUGCUGCCUUUCUCUCUUUAUUUUUGAAUGUGAGCUAUCAGAAUGUAAACAGUUUUUGUCUUGGAGAAAGUAUAUUUAUCAAGCAUACAGACAUAAAGUUCUCUUUUCUUUUCUUUUCCUUUCCCCCUCCUUUAGAAAUUUGCAUUUUUUCAUUGCUGUAUUUAUGAAAAUAAAGUUGUGUGGAAACCA